AGUAUUUGACGGUUGAAAGCAUAGCCUACGUAAGUUAUGCGUUGAAAGGAAAAGGAGAAAACAGCGGGAAAAGACGUUGAGUGGAUGGCAAGCCGUGAUCAAGUAUUUUUGUGUUUUUAAAAAAUGUACAUCAAAUCUAUGGUAGUUGAUGGUUUCAAAUCCUAUGGCCAAAGAACUGAAAUCAAUGGAUUUGAUCCAAUGUUUAAUGCCAUUACAGGGCUAAAUGGUAGUGGUAAAUCUAACAUUCUGGAUGCUAUCUGUUUCCUUCUUGGCAUCACAAAUUUGAGCCAUGUAAGAGCAACAAAUUUGCAAGAAUUAGUAUAUAAAAGUGGACAAGCAGGAGUCACGAAAGCCACUGUGACAGUCACCUUUGAUAACAAAGACAAAAAACAAAGUCCAAUUGGCUAUGAGCAUUAUGAUGAAGUUACAGUGACUAGACAGGUUGUCAUCGGUGGAAAAAACAAGUAUCUCAUAAAUGGAUCAAAUGUUCAAAACAAUCGUGUCCAAGAUUUUUUCCGCUCUGUGCAGUUAAAUGUCAACAAUCCUCAUUUCCUUAUCAUGCAAGGAAGAAUUACUAAAGUUUUGAAUAUGAAACCCCCUGAAAUAUUGGCCAUGAUUGAGGAAGCUGCAGGGACCAGAAUGUACGAAGCGAAAAAGCAACAGGCUUUGAAAACAAUUGAGAAAAAGGAAGAAAAAAUCAAAGAAAUCAAUGACAUCCUUUCAGAGGAAGUUACACCGACAUUGAACAAACUUAGAGAAGAACGAACUCAGUACCUGCAGUUUCAAAAGUCCGAACGUGAAUUAGAACACUUGAACCGCCAAUAUGUAGCUUAUAGAUUCCUCAGCCUUGAAAAAGCUAAUGCCCAAGUAAAGGAGGAAUACAAUGAGAUUUUAAAAGAAAAGACAAAUCAUUGUGCCACUGAAGAAAAACUCAAAAAUGAAAUUGAGGCACUGGAAAAAGAAAUUCAUACUCUUCAACAUCAGAGAGACCAAGUUGGUGGCAAAGAACUUACACAGCUUGAAGAAAAAUUGCGUGUUCAAGAAAAAGCCGAAUCGAAAGCCCAAUCAGCUGUUAAGGUGCUCAAGGAAAAUAUUAAAGCUGAAGAAAAGAGGAAAAAAGAGCUGAAGAAAAGUCUUGACGACGACACCGCUGCUUUAGAAGGCAAGGAGGUAGAAGAGAGUAAACUAGGCGAGACAUUUGAAAAAUUAAGGCAAACUGAACAACAGGAUAGUGAAGCUUUGACAGCUGCCCAAAAGCGCUUCCAAGAAAUCAGUUCUGGUUUGUUGGCCAGUGACAAUGGUGCUGCGGCCACUUUACCUGAAGAACUCAUGGCCACGCAAAAGAAUGUUGCUCAAGCCGAGUCGCAGUUGAAGCAUUCGGAAAUGACAACCCAACAUCUAAAAAAAGAGCUGAAAGUUAAAACUAAUGAGAUGAAAAAGUCGGAGGUCGAUUAUAAAAAAGAUGCACAAAACUCUAAGCACCUCGAGAAUGAAGUUAAGAGACUGGAAGCCGAACUUGGGCAGGUUCACUAUGAUGAAGAGAAAGUAACUAAUUUAGAGCAGUUGCAAAGAAGCUUGAAACCGGAAAUGCAUUCGCUGCGAGAGAAAAUUGAAUCAUUCGAAGCUCGAUUUCCUCAAAUGGCCUUUCGGUACACCCCUCCUGAAAGGCAAUUCGACGCAUCUACUGUGAAAGGUGUGGUGUGCAGUUUAUUUGAAGUUCCAGAUAUGUCCUACGCUACUGCUCUAGAUAUUACUGCUGGAGGUCGGCUAUACAACAUAGUAGUCGACAGCGAAAACACGGCAAAAAAGCUUCUUGAGAGAGGCAAGCUCCAGUCACGUGUCACAUUUAUCCCUCUCAACAAAAUUGAAGGCAGAACCAUCGAUGAACGGACUACGGCAACUGCCAAAAGAAUCGUUGGUAAAGAAAACUGCCAUACCGCAAUAUCUUUGAUUGAGUUUGAGAACCACUUGACGCCGGCAAUGAAGUACAUUUUUGGCAGCUCCUUUGUUUGUAAGGGUCUAGACGAAGCUCGACAAGUUACGUUUCACGAUCAGAUAAUGCGUAAAACAGUAACUUUGGAGGGGGAUGUCGUUGAUCCUGGUGGUACUUUAACUGGUGGCAGUCGAGCUUCUGGCCAAUCUGCUAUUCUCAGAGUUAACGAAAUCAAGCAGUACCGCAACGAAUUUGAGGCAAAAGAUCGUCAACUAAAGGAAGCGGAACAAGAACUUCGAGUUAUGGAGCAGGCUUCAGCACAGUAUCGCACUCUGAAACAGCGUUACGAUGUGAAAAAGCACGAAUUUGAAUUGCUCCAGCAAAGGCUCCAGCAAACGCUUCACCACCGCCAAACUCAAGAAGUUGAAAAUAUGAAGUCGGAAUUGGAAUCAGCAGAGCAAAAGGCCCUCGAAUGCACCGACAUAAUUAGAGAAGGUAAAUCGCGCAUCAAGGAGUUGGAGGAUCAGUUAAAGAAUGCCGGUAAGAUUCGGGAAACUCAGUUAAAAGCAGCCCAAGCUGAAUUGGAUCGUUGCAAGAAGGCGGCAGCUGCUUCACAGUCUAAAUGGAAGGAACAUGCAAAUGAUGCUGACUCGCUUAAACUAGAGUUGGAGGAACUUCGAAAAUCUAUUGAAACUACUGACAUUCAAUUAAAAGAGACUGAGAUAACACUAGCCAAUUUACAUGAAGAAAUGAAAGUGUUGAAUGAAGCUCUGGCAGUUGAACAAGCUAAUGUACAGGAAGUCAGAAAACAAAUUGACGAAUUUAAGGCACGAAUUUCAGCUCAAAAUCAAGAAAUUUCCAAGCGAAUUGCUGGUAAAGAACAGCGCGAAGCUCAGGUGAGUGAAGGUGAACUGCACUUGAAGAAAUUGGAACAUCGGCUUUCCAAAGCAAAAGAUGACGCAAAAGAUUCCGAAAAGCGUGUUGACGCCAUACUCGAAAAACAUGCUUGGAUAAACGAAGAUCGACACCAUUUUGGAGUAGCCGGGUCUAAUUAUGAUUUUAACGUCAUUAAUGGAGCAGAAUUGGGACAGCGCGUUCAUAAAUUGGAGGAAUCCAUGAAAAAGCUUGGUCGCCAUGUCAACGUUCGUUCCAUGACUAUGUUGACACAAGCAGAGGCGCAGUAUAAUGACUUGAUGCGGAAGAAGAGGAUUGUAGAAGAGGAUAAGGCGAAAAUUGAAAACGCAAUCCUGAAGCUGGACGAAAAGAAGAAAGAAACUCUUCAAGUGGCUUGGGAACAAGUGACAAAAGAUUUUGGUUCUAUUUUCUCUACCCUGUUACCCGGAACCAAAGCAAAGCUGCAGCCACCGGACGGUCAAACCGUGCUAGACGGUCUCGAAGUUAAAGUUGCUUUUGGCGGAGUAUGGAAAGAGAGUUUAUCGGAAUUGAGUGCCUGUCCAUUUUGCCGAAAUGUCGUGCCUCGUGUGUCUUGCUGCCUGCACCCAGUCGUAUGUCUCGUGCCAUGCAAAAGCAAAAGUCCGCUGUUGGUUACCCUGUUGCAGCCAGGUGGUGAAAGAUGUGAUGGAGACUAAUUGAACUGUUGUAUGCAGCGUGUGGUUCCAAUGUUAUCCAGAAGUAGCUGUGCUGGCGGUAUCCUGAACUACCCUGAAGUUGCCAGUGAUAUCUGGGUCUCUGACUUGAAAUAUUUUUCUGUUGGCAUUUGUGUAUUUUUCUCUGCCAAAGUUAUCCUGUGUUUGAAAUCUUUUCUCAUUCAUGUUUUUUGCUCUACCAGUGAUUUCCUGUGUUGCAGUCUUGAAAUGGUUCCAUUAUAGUCUUUGGCGUUUUUAUUGUGCAGUAUACGAUUGAGGCAACCUGAUCUAUGUCAGGUUUGACUCGGUCGACAACUGCUAGAUUAAUUUCCGGCUUUCUGCACCAACAAAAUAAUAACGGCAUAUGUUAUUAUCGCGGUUGGGAAAGUGGCCCCCCUUCCUGGGGGCUACAAAACAUACAUGUCGUUAUGUUUAUAAAAAAUAAAAACGUAUACAAAUGGCAAUUUUCAUUCACUGUUUACUCAGGGAAGAGGGACAACAGAUAUGCAUUUGUAAAUUGUCCAGUCUAAUUAAUUUUUCAGUCUUGAAUUUCAGCAA
This is a messenger RNA of Daphnia pulicaria, 4077 nucleotides long. RefSeq names its product structural maintenance of chromosomes protein 2-like. Bases 124 to 3522 code for a protein of 1132 amino acids. The transcript is spliced from 9 exons. Gene Ontology annotation, cellular component: chromosome. The record is from RefSeq and is a predicted model, not a curated record. Lineage: Eukaryota; Metazoa; Arthropoda; Branchiopoda; Diplostraca; Daphniidae. Gene Ontology annotation, molecular function: ATP binding; protein binding; ATP hydrolysis activity. Gene Ontology annotation, biological process: chromosome organization.